This is a messenger RNA of Bolinopsis microptera, 2224 nucleotides long. Its product is annotated as cholesterol 24-hydroxylase-like. Gene Ontology annotation, molecular function: iron ion binding; cholesterol 24-hydroxylase activity; heme binding. The transcript has 2 exons. NCBI's taxonomy places the organism in Eukaryota, Metazoa, Ctenophora, Tentaculata, Lobata, Bolinopsidae. The record is from RefSeq and is a predicted model, not a curated record. The coding region runs from base 110 to 1609 and encodes 499 amino acids. Gene Ontology annotation, biological process: cholesterol catabolic process.
AUUAGAUAUACCGUACAAUUAGUUGUAGUUUGGUUACCCAUUACAAUUGUUACCCAUUUGCUACCCAUUUGUUACCCAUUUGUUACCCAUAACAUUGUUACCUACGGUAAUGUUGCUUGUCGGUGUAAUCGCAAUAUUAGCACUCUUCUAUUACUUCCAGGACACGAUACAGAAAUGGUUGUACUGCCAGAAAUUCCGGCACAUUCCCGGACCACCUCCGGACAGCUUCUUUAACGGCCACCAGCUCACUCUAAUGGCAGCUAAGAAAGCUAACAAAUUCCUGGACUGUUUCCUGACCUGGAGGGGUAUUUACGGUGAUACUUUUCAGUUUAGGAUUAAAACCAGGCCGGUUAUAUUCACAGUUGACCCGGAGAUCUUGAAGCUGAUAUCUCAGGAUGUGGUGAGUUUCACCAAGGUGGAUCACCUACCUAACCGGGCAUUGUUCGGACAGAGAAUAACUGGAACGUACAGUAUCCUGACAGGAGGUGGCCAGGAGUGGGCUGUAAAACGGAGGAUCAUGAGCUCCUUUUUUGCUAAACAGAACAUGAACGUGGUGUUUGACAGGUUGACUCCACUCAUGUCCCGACUGUUGGAGACAAAGUUAAAACCUAGAGCCUGCGCUGGGAACGUCCUGGAUAUCCACGAGAUAUUCACCAUUAUAUUCUCAGCUCUGCCGGGAGUCCUAGGGAUGGAAUGUGAGAUGGGUGUGGAUUCUCCGGAGGAGAUAGGGCGCCGUAUUAACAUAUUCCUGGACGUUAUCCCCAGCCAGCUAGGUAAUCUGAAGAAGGUAUUUGGAGCUCACGUAUCGACCAAGAAGCAGGAGACUAUUGACAUGGUGGUGGAGAUGAGGAUGAUGGGGAAGAAGAUGGUGGACGAGAAAAGGAAGGACAUGGAGUCCUGGGACUCUAACCCUGAGGACGAUCUGUUGGCUUGGCUGAUCAGUGCUAACGAUGCAGCAGGGCUGGGUGAUGAGGAGGUGAUAGAUGAUAUCCUGACGGUGUACCUGGUGAUGGAUAACAUGUCCAAACAGCUCGGAUCUCUCUUUAUCUACCUGAUUAACUACAGGGAAGUGUUUGAAAAGAUGGUGAAGGAGCUGAGAGCUAACCCUAUCACAGACUACAAAUCCCUCAACAAGCUGCACUACACGGAGAUGGUGUUGCUGGAGUCUCUGCGACUAGCACCGGUCUUACUGAGAGGAACAAGGUGGCUGAACAAGUCAAUCCAGGCAGGGAAAUACUGGAUACCAGGGGAUUGCCAGUUUCAGUAUAGUCAGUACGUUCUCCACCGGAUCGAGGAGUACUGGCCUAAUCCCAGGGAGUUUAUCCCAGAGAGGUUUGAAAAGGGCAUCCCAAAUGUGGACUCCUUUACAUUCUUCCCCUUCCUUGCGGGACCACGAGCGUGUCUGGGAAAACAUGUGGCAAUGAUCGCAAUGAAGAUGACGUUAUCAAUGCUGGUAAACAACUAUGAUCUGUCCCCGGUCCCUACUGAAACAGUUCCAGUUAUAGUUCAGACAAUGGCAGUUACACGCCUGAAAGGGGGUCCUAUGUACAAGUUCGAUCCUCUUUAUAGGGUUAAAGAAUCUGCUCCUCAAGUUAUAAAUGAAUACUGAUCUUGUUUGUAUCAUGCCAAAUGUCAUGUGAUCGGAGAACUGCAGACAGGGGUUUUACCAAGAGUAAUUUAAAUUUUGAUCAUGCAACUUAGGGUUCGAAUAUGAGCUGUUGAAUAUAAUUCUUGAAGGAGCAACUUAUCCUGUAGCGUCGUUUCUGAGUUUAUUAUCGUACCAUGGAUCUACUUGGGACAUGGUUCCUAAGGGGUGUGAGCCUUGGUAAAUCUAAAAUAAUAAAUAGACUUUCGGACUUGAAGUAAAACACUUUUUUCAACAUCAACAAGAGUAAGACGAUGAAAACUAAAGAUUGUGACAAAAUCAGAAGUCUAUAAAUCAUAAGUAGUUUACAAUAAGAUACCUUCACAAUAAUAAAUGGCAAAAUGUAAAACACUUACACGCAGCAUAUUAAAAACAAAUCAGUACAGUAAUUUUUAAUAAUUGUUGUUAUUUGAACAAAAAUCUACUUCUGUAAUUGCAGGGUCUAUCUCUUUAUCACACAACCAAAUAUAUUUCCAUUCGAACUAAAUUAUAAAUUCAUCGGUUUAAAACCGUUAAAAAAAGUAGAUGUAUGUAACAAAACUGCACCAUCUGUAAUCUACAGGACAAAGUGAGAUUAAC